AUGGCCGGGCACAUGCAAGACACUGAGCCAGGAACACAUAGCCUCCCUUCCAUCCUCGAGAUCCAUGGCAGCAACACUCCAACUCUCCGACGAGUCCCGCACGCUGCCCGACACUCGUGGAGCAAAGCCCUCACCCGUGCCUUGGCGCUCGCACACCACCACAACACAGAGGCGGCAUGGAAGCAAUUGCUCAUGCUGCCCCAAGCAGUCUUGGAUGCGCCACCGCGCGGGGGCAAAAAACAUCACAAGGCUCUGGCGGCCUACACAUUGGACCGCCUGGCCCGAUGGCACGAAGGGGAGCGGAUGGCUCUGUGGACCAGCCGGCACUCUCCACCCAAACCUCGGCGCCAGAGCCGUACUUCCCAACAGCGGCGGGAACUUGCCACAGGGCUAGCACGUGAGGGCUGGGAUGGCAAAGCCUGUGCUGCCCUGCUGGCGGAACACAACAGCCACAUCUCCAACCACCAGAUCCCCAACAGAUGCCGCUCUGUGCUGACAUCACGCCUGAGACGGUUGCAGCCGCCCUCCGCAGCUUCCUGGCCGGCACAUCGCCAGGGCCCACCGGCCUCCGGGCCCAACAUCUUCUGGAUGCAAGCUCGCCUGGAGACACAGACUGCUUCAUCCACGCCCUCACCUGCCGAUCGCAUUGGGGAGAUCCUUCGCCGCCUUGUCGGGAAGUGCCUCCUCCGCCAGAUCCGGGACGAAGUGCGCACUUCCCUUUGGCCAGCUCAAGUUGGGGUUUGCGUGCCGGCAGGGGCCGAAACUGCAGUGCACACUGCCCGUGCGUGGGUUCACAGACACGGCAAUAGUGCCGGGAAAGCGGUUGUGAAACUCGACUUCCACAAUGCCUUCAACACUAUCAGCCGCGCUGCCGUGCUGCAGGCGGUGCAGGCCCGCUUCCCCGGCCUCACGCGCUGGGCUUGGUGGUGCUAUGGGGGCCACACUUGCCUUCGUUUUGGGUCCUCCACAUUGACCUCGGCGGGCGGUGUGCAACAAGGAGAUCCACUUGGUCCCUUCUUCUUUGCGCUUGCCAUCCAAGCUCUCGCUGAGGAGCUCCAACAAGGGGUUGACUUGGCGGUGUUCUACCUCGACGAUGGGCUCCUUGCAGGUGACAUCGCUGCAGUACCCGCAGCUUUGACCUACCUUCAACACCGGGCUGCCUUGCUGGGCCUCACCCUGAAUUUGCACAAGUCCGAAGUGAUUGCGGUGGGGUCGACGUCGCCGGCCGACCUUGAUGUCCACUUCCCAGCGACAUUGCUGUAUACAGCGACGGGGGCCAGCCGGCUCAUGCGCAACUUUGAGCUCUUGGGCGCCCCCAUUGGCGAUGACGCUUUCUGCGCUGCCCACACCGUUGGCCGAGUGGAAGCCGCCGAGCGGCUGCUCGAUGGCAUCGCCGACUUGGAGGACCCGCAGAUUGGGCUCCGGCUGUUGCGCCGAGCCGCUGGGCAUUCCCGCCUAGCCCGCAAUCUUAGAUGCGCCGCGCCUGGCCCGCAAGGUCGUGCUUUGAGGCACUUCGACGAUCUUGUUCGGACCUGCUUCGAAACUUUGACCGGCUUGCAUCCAGAUGCUGCUCAAUGGGAACAAGCUACAAGAGGGCUUGGGCACGGCGGCCUGGGGUUGCGAAGCACGGUGCGGGACAGCGCUGCUGCAUACCUUGCUUCGGUUGGUGGGUGCUCUGUUGCUUGCACGCAGCUUGAUCCACACUACUCUGCAAUUGCUGACAGCCAUGCCGCUUCAGCUUUGUCCACCUACAAUCAAGUGCUUGGCACGGCGAGCCCCCUCACCCUGGAAACUGCAUUCAGCUUGAGACAAAAAGCAUUGACGCUGAAGCUGGACAUCGCCUCCUGGGAGCGGCAGCUUGCCUCCUCCACGGUUGCUGGACGUGCAGUCCUUUUGUCUGAGGCUGAGCCGGGAGCCCGAGCUUUCCUGAUGCCUGGUGCCCGCAAUGCGACUCUGUGCUUGACCGCUUCUCCUACCAUGGCUGGGGGGGAACGGGUGCAGCGUCACAACGCUCUCCGAGACCUUCUCCACUGGUGGCUCGACGUUGCUGGCCUCAAGCCCGAGAAGGAAAAACCCGGACUCCUUCUGCCACACCGACCUGAUGAUAGCGUGGCUGAGCGACGCCCUGCCGACAUUUUCUUGCCGACCUAUGCUGGCUCUCCAACCGCCCUUGACCUUGCCGUGACGGCGCCAUUGCGGGCGGAGAGCUUGACGGAGGCGAGCAACACUCCGGCAGCGGCUGCAGCAUCUUAUGCUCAGGUGAAGCGGGCCCACUUGGACACUGCUGCCGUAUGCGCCCGCCAAGGCCUGAGCUUCAAGCCUCUGGUCCUUGAGUGCACAGGGGCAUGGGAGAGAGAAGCCGCCAAAUUCCUACGCCACGUCUCAGGGUCCGUUGCUGUCCGGACUGGACAGGACGUGCCCCAGGUUCAUGGCAAGCUCUUGCAGGAGUUGUGUGUGGUUGCACGCUGCCACCGCGCCCGAGCUGUGCUUCGACGGCGUGCUGGACUGGCCUCUGCCUCGGCGGCGGACUUUCUUGUGCAACCUGCGAUCCCCCAACUUGUGCGUCUGCUUUUCCAGUCGGUGGGGAUUUUUGCCAUUUCUUUGGCCCAGUGUGGGAAUGGGGUUGCCGCGGCACCCUCUGUUCUGACGGGCCACCAGAUUCUUCGGCACGCCACCGUUGCUGUAUACCUGGAUGUUUUUGGCAUCGCACUGACUGCCAUGGCUGCCUGUGACAUGGACGAGACAUCAACAGAUGGUUUUGAAGAACUUGGAGUGUCACGCCAAGGGAAGGUUGGCUACUUUGCCUUGAGCGAUUCCUCAGGUGUCAAGCCUUGCAUCGGGUUCACGUGUGCCCAGAAUGCCUGGCUUUCGUGCCAGGAAGUUCAGCCAAGACCUGCCCCGGUGCCAGGAUCGAGACACAAAACUGCCACGAAGAAGCCUCCCAAUCCCCUGUUGAGAUUUCUGGUCAUGUUUGCAAGGAAUCCAAACUACACCGAAGAUCCCGAGACAUGCAACCAUGCAGUCACUGACAAAAGAGGAUCAACCAAGAGCACAAGCAGAACGUUUUGUCUGCUGUGUGGAACUCAUGUGGACGAGAUGCCACGUGAUGAGGGACAGCGCAGGGAAGCCUUGGGAAGGGCUGUGAGUCAGUCUGCUGCACCCUUGGUAGAUCUGGCAGAAGACGUGUUGAAAUAUGAGCGGUUGGAAUUGCUUUUGAAUACUGGGGACUCAGUAGCGGUGAUGCACCAGUUUCAACAGGAUUGUGAAGUGGAAUUGAACCAUGACCCCAACAUGCGCGCCAGCACCAUGUCCCCAUCUGGACAGCAAGUGCUGAUCUACACUGCAGGGAAGGACUUUUGCCCUCCACUGGAUGCCUAUGUGAACGAUCCAUCAGCGCGCAACCUUGAGAGAGUUUGCCAUAACUUUGGCUUGGGUGACAGGGAAGUCUUUGUGGUUGACACAUUGGAGCUUGGAGACCCUCAUCAUGACAAGAGUUUGAGGAGUCACAUCGGAACUCACCCUGACAUUUUGGCAGGGCUUGUGCGCAAUGAUUGGACCAUGCAGAUCAUGCACGCCUUGAUCAGAAAGGUGAAGCAGUUUGUUGAAGAUGGGAAGUCAGUUGCAGUCGUGGCUUACUGGAGCGUUGCCCUGGGUUGGUUGGUGGCUGUCGUGGCAGAUGUGAUCACUGCCACCAUGUCAACAUGGACGCCAGGCAGCUCCCACAGCACCAGCGCCAAGGGCACCUGUGGCCAAGGCGGCAAGCGCUGGCCCACCUGCACGCGCAGUUCCCCCACCAAAGACCCCACCUAUGAGAUGCCCAUCGCCAAGGAGGCGCGUCAGAUGAGUGUGGAGUCUGUGUUGGCUGGUUGGCCAAGUCACUUGGACCUUCCUGCAAAGGAGGGUGAUGGCACCUCCUGGAACCACAGAGUCGAGGCCCAUGGACUUUCUGUGGAGCUGUUGGAUGCCAUGUGGUAUGCAGCUGCUGUGGACCAUCAGACCGGCUACAAGCAGAAGUGCUUGCGUUGGAUUGGCCCAUACUUCCCAGGCACGACAGCAGAAGAAAGGAAGGUGCAGACAGUUGAACAGAACAACAUGUCGUCCAAUGUAAAAGUGGCAGUGCUUGGCCCUGACUACAUUGGACUGUGCCUGCAGGAGGAAUCCUCUGACAGGAAGACCAUCAGGAGAUCAUGGGCGUCACCGUCCAUGAGAUGUGAGGGAUGGAGCAUCAGCAUCUACGACUACAUUGACAGAAGCUGGACAGUGGAAGGGACCUACCCCUGUGGUGAUGACUUGGGAUACCAUCAUGAGUCCACAGGUCGGAUCCUGGUGUAUGCUCCCACGCAGGAAGCUGAGGCAUCAUCUCCCCAAGAGCCUGGUGAUCCUGGAGACGCGGAGGAUGGAAACGGUGAUGGGGACGCCCCUGGCGAUGAUCAGGAGGAAGAAAAGGACGAUGACGUUGAAGAGAUCACUGAAGAGGACGGCACGCGCCUUGCGCUUGAUGCAGAGAUGGAAACAACGGAGAACCAAGAACCCAUGGAUGUGGUUGAGGAAAUUCCCACUGCUCAUGCUGCAGUGACUGCCCCAAAGGAAGAACAAGGUGAUAAUCCCCCUGAACAGAAGACCCCUGAACUUAAGGCUUUGGGAGUUACUGAGGGAGAAACCCCUGAAAAGGUCAGCAUGCCUGGAACGUUCACUAAGGCCAUGACACCAAUGCAUCCCAGCAAGUACAUCGAUCUGGCCAGUGACGAUGAUGAUCCAAGCGGUGCUGCUGGUUCUGAGACAACAACAGCUGUUGUGAAGCUGGAGGUGAAAACAGAGUCCCAGCCAUGUGCGUUGUUGGGAGCCCUGAUGUCCACAGAGUCAAGGGUAAUGGACAAAAAGGAAAACCUGGUUGACAAGAGCACUUGCUUUGGUGGUGAUCUGUGCCUGUUUGUUGCAGGAGACCGUGAAGAUGCCUUGAGCAGGCUGGCCAAGGAGUGGAACGAUGGUCAAGUGUCCAUGACACCAAGGACGUUCCAGGACGCAUGUGGCAUGGAGUUUCAUGAGUUGUUGAAGGGUCAUUCAGAGAAGCUUUACCUAGAUAGGUACGCACAGACAUGUUGUGUUGGUGAAGCUUUGGAUGAGCUAUCUGGAUCAGAUGUCCAGAUGCUGGAUGAUCCCAACAAGCCUCUGACUCCAGCAGAGAAUGAACAACUCAUGUUGGAUCAACUUGCAAUCCCUGGAGCCCCAUUGGAUGAGGUCCAGAGGAGAGCGCGUUGGAGAGCACUGCCCACACGAACUAGGAUUGCCAUCCGACGUCUGCACAGGCAAUUUGGCCAUCCAACACCUGCUACCUUGAAGAACAUCCUGAAGGCAGGAAGGGCGUCUCCUGAGCUGAUUGAGGCAGCUCGAUUGGUGAGGUGCCAGGCAUGUGAGGACUCUGCAAAACCCCCGAGAGACCAUCCAGUUGGGAGCCAUUUCAACUUUGAGUUUAACGCUAUGUUGGGUUUUGACGUACUGGAAAUGAGAGAUCAUUUGGGGGGUAAGUACUCAGUGAUGUCAAUGGUUGACGUUGCAACGGGUUUUCACAUGUGUGAAGUUGUCAAGGAAGGUGGAGGACAGCCUACUUCAGAGGCAUGUGCCAAAGCGCUGAUGACCAAGUGGAUUGCUUGGGCUGGUUAG
This is a messenger RNA of Cladocopium goreaui, 5661 nucleotides long. NCBI's taxonomy places the organism in Eukaryota, Dinophyceae, Suessiales, Symbiodiniaceae. The record is from the annotation of a GenBank genome assembly.